This is a messenger RNA of Caenorhabditis remanei, 267 nucleotides long. RefSeq lists its product as uncharacterized. The record is from RefSeq and is a predicted model, not a curated record. Lineage: Eukaryota; Metazoa; Nematoda; Chromadorea; Rhabditida; Rhabditidae. Bases 1 to 267 code for a protein of 88 amino acids. The transcript is spliced from 3 exons.
AUGGUUUUAGGCUCUACACAAUCAUCAACCUUCAGCUCAACUUCCGACUAUUCGCCAGACAGCACCUCUACACAAACCCCAUCAGCGACCACCAGCUCAAGUCCCUGCUACACAAGCACCACAUCAUCCUCUUAUGAUACUUCAACAUCAUCUGGAACGACAUCCUCAACGGGAUGGUCCACCGAUGGUUCUACCACCGAUAGUUCUACCACCGAUGGUUCUACUGCUUCUACUUCAACGACGUCGUCAUCAACUACGUCAUGUUGA